AUGGUGCUGCUGGAGCUCACCGCUGAAUUCGUCCGCGUGGCCGUUUCCUUCCAGGAGGGCCAUAUCGUCCACAGAAACCUGACAGCGAGAAGCCUGUUCGUAAUGUCCAGCGGCAGUGUGCUUCUGGGAGACUUCGGAUUCUCGCGUACAGCUGGGACCACGGGACCUUACCUCGGGACGCGGAGAUACAAAGGGCCUGAGGUGGUGGAAAACCCGGUGCAGCCCCUGGUGUAUCACGCCUCGGUGGACGCAUGGCACCUCGAAGUUGUAUAG
Messenger RNA from Besnoitia besnoiti, 273 nucleotides. Its product is annotated as rhoptry kinase family protein (incomplete catalytic triad). NCBI's taxonomy places the organism in Eukaryota, Apicomplexa, Conoidasida, Eucoccidiorida, Sarcocystidae. The transcript has a single exon. The coding region runs from base 1 to 273 and encodes 90 amino acids. Gene Ontology annotation, molecular function: protein kinase activity; ATP binding. Gene Ontology annotation, biological process: protein phosphorylation. The record is from RefSeq and is a predicted model, not a curated record.